Messenger RNA from Lactuca virosa, 657 nucleotides. The record is from the annotation of a GenBank genome assembly. Lineage: Eukaryota; Viridiplantae; Streptophyta; Magnoliopsida; Asterales; Asteraceae.
AUGGAUGCUCUUAUUGUAGAACUUUUGCGAACUGUGAGGAUGCCUCCCCAAACAAUUCCUGUUUAUACUGAACCUCCAUCUGAAAGUGAUCUAGAAGACUCUACCCACGCUUUACUCCCAAGGAAGCAAAAAAGAAGAGAUCAAAGGCCGGGAGUGCUUAUCACAGACCCCCUUCAAAAGAAAUCUACACCGAUUGAGCCUGAUUCUAUGGCUCAAAACAUACCAAGCCCAUUCACUGAGUCCACUCUAGUGAUUCAAGAAAUAUCAAGCCCGUUCACUGAAUCCAUUCCUAUGGAUCAAGAUUUUGAAAGCCCAAUUGUUGAAGAAGAAGUCAUACCUUCGGAAGGAUCUCAAGCUUCAAGAGCUCAUUUGAAACACCUGAGCUGGACAUCUCCAAAGCAAGACAUUCGUAUCAGCGAGCUUGAGAAAGAGAACUCCGACAAAGCUUCAAAUAUCUUACAACUUCAAGCAGAUCUUGGUGGUCUAACUGCUCUGUUCUUUGACCUAAAACAGUGCCUAUUUCAAAAGUUUGGUGAUGAAUUUCAACCUUUGAGCACUGAAGGAGAAAUGAUCAUUGCUUCUAGUUCUGGUCCAGCCAAUCCAACUUCUCAACCUACAAGUGAAAGAGCUACAAGACCUGUUGUCACACCCCGCUAA